UAACCUGACAGUUACAGACCUCCGGCGACAUGAGAGGUGCCCAUGUUUUCCUGCUGAUGGGCCUGUCCCUCACCCUCCUCGCUGCUCACAGUGAGGCACUGAAGUGUUAUACCUGCAUGGGCUCUACAGAUGAAGACUGCAAUCGCCAAGGCUCCAAGACCUGUCCGAGCUACUCAGAUGCAUGUGCCAUUGUCCGAGGACAUGGCAAUGGUGUAAUGAAGUCAUGCUCUUACAAAUCCUUCUGCAGCCAGGCCAACAGUCAAGGCUACAGAGCUCCAGGGGUAAAAGUUCAUUGCUGCUACUCUGAUGACUGCAAUGUGGCUGGACACGCCACUAGAAUCAGCACAGGCAUCAGCUUCCUUCUGGGGCUUCUCUUAUGCGUCUGGCAUUUGCUGUCAAACUAAUGUUGCCCUCGACAAACUGAGCCGGUUAUUAAACUUCAUUACCACUGUGCAACUUGACAGAACUCUGUAUACUGUGUGAUUGAUGCCAUACGUACCGAUAAAGUGAAUCGUACCAUAGUGCAAAUGUCAGCAAGUGUACUGUCAUGGGAUUGUGCAUACA
Molecule: messenger RNA, 564 nt
Organism: Xyrauchen texanus (razorback sucker)
Lineage: Eukaryota; Metazoa; Chordata; Actinopteri; Cypriniformes; Catostomidae
Product: prostate stem cell antigen-like
Exons: 3
Coding region: 30-404 (124 amino acids)
Source: RefSeq, a predicted model, not a curated record